Molecule: messenger RNA, 1797 nt
Organism: Aegilops tauschii subsp. strangulata
Lineage: Eukaryota; Viridiplantae; Streptophyta; Magnoliopsida; Poales; Poaceae
Product: UDP-glycosyltransferase 83A1
Molecular function (GO): quercetin 7-O-glucosyltransferase activity; quercetin 3-O-glucosyltransferase activity
Source: RefSeq, a predicted model, not a curated record
AGAGCCGCCCUUAUCAUCAGUCUCUGAGUCUCUAGUUCUACCGCUCCGGCUACAGCGCACCGAGAGAGUGAGUGGCCACGCUCCCGCUAAGCACAUUGCCUGUCCAGCCCUUCCGGCGAAUCGGCGAUGGCCGGCGCGGCGCCGCACGUCAUGGUGCUGCCGUUCCCGGCGCAGGGCCACGUCACCCCGCUCAUGGAGCUGUCGCACCGCCUCGUCGACCACGGCUUCCAGGUCACCUUCGUCUGCACCGAGCCCAUCCACAAGCUCCUUCUUGACGCCCUGCAGCGGGACGCCGACGGCGACAGCGGCGGCGGUGAGGCGCUGGACGGGAUCCGCCUCGUCUCCAUACCGGACGGCCUGGCCGACGGCGACAGCCGCAGGGACCUAGGCAAGGUCCUGGCCGGGGUCUUGGGGCGCGUGCCGGGCUACGUGGUGGAGCUCAUCAGGGCGACGGAGGCGUCCGGGGAGAGGAAGGUGCGGUGGCUCGUCGCCGACUCCACCAUGGCGUGCUGCUACCAGGCCGCGAGGGAUCUCGGCGUCCGGGUCGCCUCCGUCUGCCCGGCGUCCGCGGCGUGCCUUGUCACGUCGCUCAGGAUUCCCCAGCUCGUACAGGAUGGCUUCUUCGACCACAAUGGUUUCCCGAAGAGAAACGGGAAGAUCGAGCUCGCCCCCGGUAUGCCGCCACUCUGCCCGACGCAAAUGGCAUGGAACAUCGACGGCGCGCCCGAAGGACGGCAGGCGGCUUUCGAGCUGGUGUUGGGGAUGGCUCAGGUAACCGGCCUCGCCGAGAUAGUCAUGUGCAACUCGUUCCUCGAGGCCGAGACCGCGGCGUUCGAGCUGUGCCCGGACAUAGUGCCCAUCGGCCCGCUGUUCGCCGACCAGGAGCUCCGGAAGCCCGUCGGGCAGUUCUGGCCGGAGGACGCGAGCUGCUUGGAAUGGCUGGACGCGCAGCCCGAAGGCUCCGUCGUGUACGUGGCGUUCGGCAGCUUCACCAUCUUCGACCCGCGGCAGUUCCGGGAGCUGGCCGAGGGGCUGGAGCUCACCGGCCGGCCGUUCCUGUGGGUGGUGCGCCCGGACUUCACCUCCGGCGGCCUCAGCAAGGCGUGGUUCGACGAGUUCCAGAAGCGCGUCGCCGGCAAGGGCGUGAUCGUCAGCUGGUGCCCCCAGCAGCAGGUUCUGGCGCAUCCGGCGGUGGCGUGCUUCGUGUCGCACUGCGGAUGGAACUCGGCGAUGGAGGGGGCAAGGAACGGCGUGCCCAUCCUGUGCUGGCCCUACUUCUCCGACCAGUUCGCAAACCGGAGCUACAUUUGCGACAUUUGGAGGACUGGUUUGGGCGUGACGCAUGGCGAGGAUGGCAUCGUGACCAAGGAAGAGGUGAAGACCAGACUCGAACAGCUCACCGGCGACAAGGGAAUUGCGGAGAGGGCACGGGUGCUCGGGGAUGCAGCUCGCAAGAGCGUUAGCGAAGGCGGCUCCUCGUACGAUAAUUUCAAGAGAUUUGUUCAUCUCCUGACGGAGUGAGCUGCACCAAUUCACUCUUCCUAGACUUCUAGUACCUUUAUCGUAGGAGAAUAUAUUAUAUUGGACUUUAGGGAAUCGCGGAGAGGGCAGGGAUGCUCAGGGAUGCAGCUCGCAAGAGCAUCAACGAGGGAGGUUCCUCGUACGAGAAUUUCAAGAGAUUUGUUAAUCUCCUAACGGAGUGAGCUGCACCAAUUCAAUCUAGACUUCUAGUAUCUUUAUCGUGGCAUUCUGAGAUAUGCUCAGGAGAAUAUAUUAUUUGACUUGCGAUCGAGAACA